Messenger RNA from Neolamprologus brichardi, 2925 nucleotides. RefSeq names its product PDZ domain containing 7a (gene pdzd7a). Gene Ontology annotation, biological process: sensory perception of sound; auditory receptor cell stereocilium organization. The record is from RefSeq and is a predicted model, not a curated record. Gene Ontology annotation, cellular component: cilium; plasma membrane; stereocilia ankle link complex. Lineage: Eukaryota; Metazoa; Chordata; Actinopteri; Cichliformes; Cichlidae. Gene Ontology annotation, molecular function: protein binding.
AUGGCUGACUCCUUUCAAACUCCAGCCUGGAGGGAGAUGACAAAUGGAGGGGGGCACCCCCACUUUAAAAACGGAGGUCCGAAUGGGGGUUCCCACAGCACCACACGCUACAUGGUGAAGAAGCAGCGCCACAGACGCAGGUCCUCCUCACCCAUGGGCAGGGUCAUCCUCAUCAAUGCACCUGUUGAUGGAGGGGAUGACAGUGAAGACAUUCACACAGUGACAGUAGAUAAGAGUCCAGAUGGGCGUCUGGGUUUCAGUGUCCGCGGGGGCUCUGAACAUGGACUCGGCAUAUUUGUCAGUAAGGUGCAGGACAACAGCCCUGCAGCGGAGGCUGGGCUGACUGUGGGUGACAAGCUGGUGGAGGUGAACGGGGUCAGCCUGGAGAGCAUCACCAUGAGCAGUGCUGUGAAGGUCCUGACAGGAAACAACAGGCUGAGGAUGGUGGUGAGACGGGUGGGCAAGAUCCCCGGCAUCCGCUACUCUAAGGAGAAGACCACAUGGGUGGAUCUGAUUCACCGGCGGAUGGUAGUGGAGGAGAGCGGUCGUACCCCUUCAGAGGCCAGUUCGGACAGCGCUCUUCGCAGGAUCGUACAUCUCUUCACCACGUCAGAUGAUUAUUGCUUGGGCUUCAACAUCAGAGGAGGACGAGAGUUUGGAUUGGGGAUUUAUGUGUCUAAGUUGGACCCAGGUGGACUUGCAGAGCAGCAUGGCAUCAAAAUGGGGGAUCAGAUCCUUGCAGCUAAUGGUGUGAGCUUUGAUGACAUCACUCACAGCAAUGCGGUGGAGGUCCUGAAGAGCCACACCCACGUCAUGUUGACCAUCAGGGAAGCUGGCAGAUACCCCGCGUACAAGGAGAUGGUGGCAGAAUACGGCUGGCUGGAAAAGUUAGCCAAUGGAGGCCCUCCACCAUCAUCACAGGGUUCAGACUCCAACUCUUCUGCUUCGUCAUUGUCCUCCACCACCCCUCUCAGUUCCCUCAGUGGUCUCUCCCAGGUCCUCUUCCCUCCUGUCUUUGGCUCAGAGAUGGUAGACAUUGGCAUCUGCACUGAGGAUCACUCCCGACGUCCGAGCAGUACUGAUCGAACUGCUGACUCUGCCAUACAGACUGAACCCCAACCUCCAAACUACCAGGACCACCUGUUGCCUAACGGGUCACACCCCGAAAGGCUGUCCACCACAGAAACAAGCCGGACUGUUGGUGCCACAUUAGUGUUGAAGGACACGGUCAUACGUGGGAAAGGAGAAGGGCCAAGGGAGAUGGGAGGAGCUGGAGAAGGUGGACAGGGACGGGUGAAAACGCUGUCAUCAGGGAAGCAGGAAGUUGAGAAACACUCACCAAAGACAGCAGCUCUGAUGGCCCUCAGCAGACCGAGGAAGCCAAUCAGUCGUUCCCAGAGUCACAUCACAGAGUCAGAGGAGAGACAGAAGAAGAAAAGGCAACACAGGGAGAAAAGCUCAGAAGAGGGUAAAACUAGUCUGAAACGCUCCAAAACCUUUGUCAACCUCUUAUUUAAGAAAGACCGAAAAGAGAGGAGUCGCUCCAAGUCGCCGUCUCACCGUGCAAACAAAGAUAAGGAACGGGGGCGCCCAUUCCACCUCUUGACCUCCCCGAGGGAAUCCCGAGCUGGCAGCCCACUGCCCCGACUCGAGGUCCUGCAGCACGUGGAGGACAUGGCAAAGAAACUGCUCAGUCAGGAUGAGGUGGCCGCUGUGAUGAGACACUGUCGGCGAUUUCUGUCCGACUCUGUGAUCGAGGACUUGGUGCGUCCCCUUCUGGCAAUCUUGGACAGGCCAGAGAAACUGCUGCUUCUCAGGGAAAUAAGAAUGCUGAUACCAACGACUGAGUUGGGUCGCUUUGACAGCAUGGUCAUGCCUUUUGAGCUGGAAGCGUACGAUAUUCUCAAGAGUCGCUCAUCGCGUUCCCCGGCUCUGCGUUCUCCUCGUAGUGGAACUCCUCGUCGUCACCUCAUCACCCCAAUCCCAGACUACAAGGGUGGAUUUUGUCUGCAGCCGGUCCACGACAGACUGCAUGAGCGCCGGUUGAUCGAGGAGUUGGAGAGACUGCGUGUGUCAGGUCAACGGUCUGGCCAUCUCUCGCCAUCCCGUGCCUUCACCCCUCUGCUGGAUGUACCUGUGGACAACUAUGUAUCCUCUGUGCGCUCCCGUUCCCCAAGCCCCUUGCCCACUCACAGCUUCCUCCUCAAAGAAUCCCCACACAGCACUAAACGUGGCCACCAACCCCAUCGAUCCCCAAUCAGAAGAGAGAAUGGGGCGUCGUGGUACGAUGAGGUCUCCUUGUUGUCCGUGUCUGACCGAGGGGACGAUGAACGAGGGCGGUCACCUGUGAGGAAUGGCCAUGGGAGAGUGAGGAGAGAGGGCAGUCCUGACAGUAUAUAUGGCAGACAGAGCCGGCAAGAGGGCUACACGGAGGUCAGCGUACACGUUCCCUCACAGCAGAGAGGCAGAACCGCUCUGGCUGAGGUAUUUGAUCCCCAGAGGGAGAAGAGCCCGUCCAAGGCCGGGAGUACUCAGCAAGUGAAUGGACACUCACAAAAUGGUCAAAAAGUGAAAGGAAGACAAACUCUACCUCCCAAGGAGUGUGAAAUCGCCACUUUGACCAUUUCCAAGGCCAAGCACUCACUGGGUAUUAGUAUCUCUGGAGGUGUAGAGUCUAGAAUCCAGCCCAUGAUAAAGAUUGAGAAAAUCUUUCCAGGUGGAGCUGCAUCUACAAAUCAGGCUUUGAAGGCAGGGUACGAGCUGUUGUCUGUAGAUGGAGAGAGUCUGGAGGGAGUGACUCAUCAGCACGCCGUGGAUGUAAUUCGGCGUGCAUUCAGCAACAAGGCCAAAGAGCCGAUGGUUUUUGUGGUCAAGGUCCCUAAGGUCUCUACCGACCCCAGCAGCCCCAACAGACUUGCUGACUAA